Molecule: messenger RNA, 222 nt
Organism: Adineta ricciae
Lineage: Eukaryota; Metazoa; Rotifera; Eurotatoria; Adinetida; Adinetidae
Source: the annotation of a GenBank genome assembly
AUGUCAUCUUUGCCAAACAAAACGACAACAACAACAACAACAACAGGAGCAGCAACAACACCUGUAGUCUAUUCGAAAUUCGUUAACGCAAGUCAACUACUUGCUUCAGUCAAGUCGAACAUGAAUAUCGAAUCGGAGGAUAUCUCAGAUCAAGAGUUGUUAGAGAUGGCAAUUAUGUUCGAAAAGGAACACCCGGAAUGUGUGUCUACUGUUACAAAAUAG